Chenopodium quinoa (quinoa) is the source of this 787-nucleotide messenger RNA. RefSeq lists its product as uncharacterized. The record is from RefSeq and is a predicted model, not a curated record. NCBI's taxonomy places the organism in Eukaryota, Viridiplantae, Streptophyta, Magnoliopsida, Caryophyllales, Amaranthaceae. Gene Ontology annotation, biological process: regulation of mitotic cell cycle spindle assembly checkpoint. The transcript is spliced from 2 exons. Gene Ontology annotation, cellular component: anaphase-promoting complex. Bases 120 to 419 code for a protein of 99 amino acids.
GGAAUUAUUAACGCCUUGUUAAGCUAACUCUUACGAGUAGUAAACAUUUUCAUUGUAGGAGCCUCCAAAUCGUUGAUUUAGGACUUUGGCAGACAACACGUAACUGAAGGCGGGAGAAAAUGCUGCAGUUUCCGGCGUUUAUGACCCAAUUUCCGUCGUCGGAGCGGAUGAUUCCGGCGUCACUUCUUCUCCAACAUCAAUUAGCUAAUGCCCAAAACGAAGACGAACUCUUAGCUUUGGAAGAAUCUGAAUUUCUCGACAAGUGUAAUGAAAUUAAAAAGUUGAAUUGCAAUGUUGUUGUGAUCGGGAAAACAAAGGUGGAUAAUGAUAAAGAAGACAUUGAUAAUGAAGCUGAAGACGAUGAUGAAGCUGACAACGCUGAAGAAUCAGAAGGCGAGUUCGAACAGGAAACUGCCUAGUCAUUCUGGUGGACUGAAUUCAAUUUCUAUGUUGCAAAUGUCUCUCACUUUAUUUUCUAGUUCGGAAGAGCUUGUAGUAGAAACAGCUAAGUACUUGUGGAUUGAGUUCCAUUUCCACAUGAUGGUUUGGUUUAAGUGUCCUCUUUAGUGUCCUUGUAGCGAAAAUCUUGUGUUUAUAGGUGAUCUUUGUGUUUUUAGGUGAUUAGUGAGAAGACUGAGAGCAUACUCAAAAUUUGAACCUGAUUACCAUAUUGCUCCUAGUUAUAAUUGGCCCAAAAAGUUCAAGUGUUUUGGAAAGUGUUUUGUACAAGAAUUUGCCUUAGAACAAAGUUCAUCAAAUAUCUUUUUAAUACUCUCUUUUAAUGUCA